AUGGCCAACACCCUUUUCAGCCAGGCUUAUCCGUAUCAUCCCUCAGUCUCGACACAUCAUCUCGUCGACAGCUAUCACGUCAACCAGCUGUGCGACAACAUAGUCUGGACAAAUUAUCCGUCAGAUCAGGUUAUACAAUCUCCGGACAUGCUGAUAGAGAACACGUACCACGCUGAAAUCCUCGUCCCCUACCAAGAAGAAUCACUAUUCACGCCGCCACCACCCAGCUCCCGCUCAACCAGAUCCCUCGCCUACAUGGAAGCAUCUCAGGAGAAAAAGCGGGCAAGCCUCUCCACCCCCACCUCAUCUGUCCCCUACCCGCAAUCACCCCACAACAAAGCCCUGCUAACCCACCAUUCCCCCCACUCACAGAGACGCCAAGAGCAAAACCGAACCUCCCAGCAAGCCUUCCGAGACCGACAACGCCGGGCCAUCGAGACCCUGAAACGCGAAGUAAUGGACUGGCGCAUGAGGUACGAACAGCUGGCGUCCGUCUUCGCUUCGCAGGUCGAGCUCUUCCAGAUCCUCCAGCAACAGCAGCAACAACAAGAUAGAUCCGAGAUCCCCAGGACCGCCUCGACAGAUUGUUUCACGGGCGGCAGUCAGGGCGAUGAGGGUGAGAUGGACGAUGUAGCGUGCUUAUUGGGGCAAAGAGGCCCUUUCGGUGAUGGGAGGUAG
Molecule: messenger RNA, 678 nt
Organism: Cyphellophora attinorum
Lineage: Eukaryota; Fungi; Ascomycota; Eurotiomycetes; Chaetothyriales; Cyphellophoraceae
Exons: 1
Coding region: 1-678 (225 amino acids)
Biological process (GO): regulation of DNA-templated transcription
Molecular function (GO): DNA-binding transcription factor activity
Source: RefSeq, a predicted model, not a curated record